Molecule: messenger RNA, 1069 nt
Organism: Lucilia cuprina (Australian sheep blowfly)
Lineage: Eukaryota; Metazoa; Arthropoda; Insecta; Diptera; Calliphoridae
Gene: Prosalpha7
Product: proteasome subunit alpha type-3
Exons: 3
Coding region: 139-900 (253 amino acids)
Biological process (GO): ubiquitin-dependent protein catabolic process
Cellular component (GO): proteasome core complex; proteasome core complex, alpha-subunit complex; nucleus
Source: RefSeq, a predicted model, not a curated record
AUAACCUCAAAAUAAACCAAACAAAAAGCCGUCAAAUCAUCAUCCAAACAACUUGCAAAAAAUACUAUAGUUUUUUUUGCAAAAAUCAAACUAAAUUAACAAUUUUAAAAAUAAAAAUCUGUUGGUACUAAAAUAAAAAUGAGUUCAAUUGGCACAGGAUACGAUUUAUCUGCUUCACAAUUCUCACCGGACGGACGGGUAUUCCAAAUUGAUUAUGCUGGUAAGGCGGUGGAGAAAAGUGGCACUGUUAUAGGUUUACGCGGCAAAGAUAGUGUUAUUUUAGCUGUUGAAAAGAUUGUCACCAGCACCUUAUACGAAGAAGAUGCUGGAGCACGCAUCUUUACGGUAGAUAAAAAUAUCGGUUUAGCUAUAGCUGGUCUCUUAGCUGAUGGUCGUUAUAUUGUGGAUAUAGCACGUCAAGAGGCUGCCAACUAUCGUCAACAGUUUGAACGUACUAUUCCCUUAAAACAAUUGACCGAACGUAUUGCCGCCUAUGUUCAUGCUUAUACAUUGUACAGUGCUGUCAGACCUUUUGGAGUAUCAGUUUUACUUUCUGCCUGGGAUGAAGAUCAAGGUGCACAAUUGUAUAAAAUCGAACCUUCUGGUUCGUCGUUUGGUUAUUUCGCCUGUGCCAGCGGUAAAGCUAAGCAACAGGCUAAAACUGAAAUGGAAAAAUUUAAUUUCCCUGAAAUGUCCACAGAGGAUUUAGUACAAAAUGCUGGUAAAAUCAUCUACCAAGUUCACGAUGAACUAAAGGACAAAGAUUUCCGCUAUGAAAUGAGUUUGGUGGGUAAAGAAACAAAUGGCUUACAUCGUAUUAACCCUGUGCCAUGGCAUAAAAUGGCCAUUGAAGCUGGAGAAGCAUUCAAGAAUGAAGAUGAUAGUGAUAAUGAAAUUUAAUUUCUCUCUUAAACAUUUUUUUCUAAUAUUUUAUAAAAUUUUUGCGUAAAAUUAAAAAAGAAACAUAAAAUUUGUAUUAAUUUAUUUGGGUUUUUUGUUUCGAGAACGCCAAUUUGAAAUAAAUUUAUAUAAAUUGAAAUCGCGGUAAGGAAAUAAACUAUUAAUUGAA